GGCAAAAUCUUUAGAUUGUUUUAAUAUAUAUAGAUACAGUAUAUAUAUAUCUCUCAGCUGAAUCACACUGCUCUUCCUCUUAAAUUCCUUCAAUUUAAUUUCAGUGAGACAGAUUCAGCAGCAAGCAGAAUGCAAGGAAUCUCCACUAUUCCCCUGUCUCACACAAGAAACCCAGUGCAUUACUGAAGGAGAAAGAGAGAGAGAAAGAGAGAGAGAGAGAGAGGGAAAGAGAGGGCAGAGCAAGCGAACAGUCAGAGGAGGAUUCAGAUUGCUGUGGUUGAGAGGAGGAACGUACGGUCUUGUCUUGUUCUGCUUUCUUUGCCUCAGGUGUGCGCUCCUCCCUCCCCUGUGCGGUGCCUGCUGUCAGGUCCAUCCCGGGUGGCUGAGGCCAUGGUGUUGGUGCUGCGAGCCUUGCUGCCCUGUGUCUGCACCCUGCUGUCCCUGGAGCUGCUGCCUGGGGUGGAACCCACUGUUCCCCUGGAGGACUUCUACCCCUUUGGACAGGACGAGGGGGACUGCCAGACCAUCGCUCAGGACGACGGGGGCUCUGGACUCGUACAGAUUGCUGUUGCGUUCCCCUUCUUUGGAGACAGGCACACAGGACUUUAUGUUAACAACAAUGGCUUGGUAUCUUUCCUGAGGGAGGUCUCUCAGUUCACACCUGUCGCAUUUCCGAUCGCUGGUGACAGGAGGGUUGUGGCACCAUUCUGGGCUGAUGUGGACAACCGUCGAGCAGGGAGGGUGUUCUACAGAGAGAGCAAAAACCAUUCUGUCCUCGAGAGGGCCUCUGCAGAUGUCAGGAUGUACUUUUCAGAAUUUUCCAGCUUCAAUGCUACUUGGGUCCUCAUCUCUACAUGGCACCAAGUUACUUUUUUUGGAGGCAACUCCCUCACACCGGUAAAUACUUUUCAAGUGGUGCUCAUUACAGAUGAGGACCUCUCCUUCACCAUAUUCCAGUACAAUAAUAUCACCUGGACCACAGGCAUGCAUGCCAGCAGUGGAGGGGACCUGGCUGGGUUGGGGGGGAUCGCAGCACAGGCAGGUUUCAAUGCAGGUGAUGGAAAACGUUAUUUCAACAUCCCUGGGUCUCGCACAUCCGAUGUGGUGGAUGUGGAGGGAACCACUAACGUGGGCUUCCCGGGUAGAUGGGUGUUCCGUAUCGAUAAUGCACAUGUGGAAGUGGGUGGCUGCAACAACUCAGCGUCCGUAUGCCCACACUUGCGACCUUGUCUGAAUGGAGGCCAGUGCAUCGAUGAUUGUAUCACAGGAAAUCCCUCGUUCACAUGCUCCUGUUUGGCGGGUUUCACGGGUCGGACAUGCCAGAUUGAUGUCAAUGAAUGUGCCUCAUAUCCCUGUCAGAACGGAGGGACUUGUAAAGACCAGAUUAAUAGUUUCAUCUGUCAGUGUCCAUCUGGAUACACUGGGAUUCGGUGUGAAACAGAUAUUGAUGAGUGCAACGACAGACCAUGCCUGAAUAACGGGCUGUGUGUCCAGAGUUCUGGCAGCUUCAGCUGUGUCUGUGAUCCAGGUUUCACUGGUGUCCACUGUGAGACAGAUAUUAAUGAAUGUGAGUCUCAGCCUUGUCUGAAUGGAGGAGAAUGCAUCCAUCAAGUGACCAACUUCACCUGUAUUUGUCCUGCUCCCUUCACUGGAGCACUGUGUGAAACAGAGUUUGUGGAGCCACAGGUCAAUUCAACUGAGGCAAAAAACCAAACAGAGGCAUGUCUUUGUCAGAAUGGGGGUGUCUGUGUAGACAUCAAUGGGACGUGUGAAUGCCCCUCGGGCUACACGGGACUCUACUGUCAGUUAGAGGUAACCCAGACGCCAUGCAGUAACAGCCGGCCGUGCCCUGAUGGAUGGCCGUUUGCUGUUCCUGAAUGUGAAGCUAUAUUGUCCAAGCUGCUUAAUUGGUUGUACUUCUUUGAUCCUCCAGAUAUUAAUGAAUGUGAGUCUCAGCCUUGUCUGAAUGGAGGAGAAUGCAUCCAUCAAGUGACCAACUUCACCUGUAUUUGUCCUGCUCCCUUCACUGGAGCACUGUGUGAAACAGAGUUUGUGGAGCCACAGGUCAAUUCAACUGAGGCAAAAAACCAAACAGAGGCAUGUCUUUGUCAGAAUGGGGGUGUCUGUGUAGACAUCAAUGGGACGUGUGAAUGCCCCUCGGGCUACACGGGACUCUACUGUCAGUUAGAGGUAACCCAGACGCCAUGCAGUAACAGCCGGCCGUGCCCUGAUGGAUGGCCGUGUUUGGAAUAUGGAGGAGCCUACCUGUGUACCUGUCAGACUGCAGCAGCAGAGCUCAAUCAUAAGGACUUCUAUUCUUAUGUACAGCCCCAAUCGGUUUGCGACUCCUCUCCAUGUCUGAAUGGAGGCUACUGCGACGAGCAGGAUGGAGGCUACUCUUGUGAAUGCAAAUACGGAUACUGGGGCAAGCACUGUGAAAAAGUAAGACUCAAUACCUGUGCUUCUGGUCCCUGCCGUAAUGGAGGCUCCUGUAAGGAGGAGUCAGGGGGCUACCGCUGUGCAUGUCCGUACAGAUUCACUGGAAAACACUGUGAAGUGGGGAAACCUGACCCCUGUGCCUCCAGCCCCUGUCUGAACGGAGGGACGUGUUUUCACUACAUCGGAAAGUAUAAAUGUGAAUGCACGGAGGCCUUCAGCGGCAGACACUGCGAGAUAAACAGGAGUUCAACACAUACCUCAGCAGAGACGGGCUGUGGGCCGCCUCCACAAGUGAAGCAUGCAGAGGUCCAGUUCUCCUCGACAACAUCGGGAUCUGUGGCUCUUUAUAUUUGCCACUCAGGCUUCACGUCUGUUCCCAGAGCCACCCAGAGCAUCUGUGGUAUUCAGGGAGCCUGGAGCCAGCCGCCUGUCUGUGAAGAGGUCAACGAGUGUCUGUCACAGCCUUGUCUCAAUGGGGGUACGUGUCGAGACCAGGUUGCAUACUUCCUGUGUGAAUGUGACGACGGCUUUACUGGAAACCGCUGUCAAACAGAAGCAGACGGGUGUGAGUCCAACCCCUGUCUAAAUGGAGGUGUGUGUCGGGGUUACAGAAGGAAUAUUUUGUGCCUGUGCAAAGAAGGUUUCUUUGGAGAGCGCUGUGAGAUCUUGGAGAAUCCCUGUGUACUACAGCCUUGUGGAAACCGCGGCCUCUGCAGGAGUGACAGGAGAGGAAACUACAACUGUGUCUGCAGGAUCGGCCACACGGGCAAAGACUGUGAGAAAGACCUCUUGCCUCCCUCUGGGCUCCACGUGCUGCGUGUGGAGGAGAACGAAGUGGAGCUGCGCUGGGAUGAGCCGCAGCCCUCGCACAGCCUGAUCAGCGGGUUUGCCGUCACCUACGCUCCCCUGGGCCGCAGCAAUCGCAAAACAGACUUCCUGGACAGGCAGCAGUCCACCCACAUCAUGCGAGGCCUCAUACCCGGCCUGUUGUACAACAUCUCCACCUUCUCCAUCAAACGCAACACCAACAGCAACGACAUCAGCCAGCCUGCCACCGCACUCAUACGCACCAGACCACGGCAGGUUGAGCAGCUGGAGGUGGUGAACGUGUCUUCCUCUCAGGUUUGGCUGCGCUGGCUGGUUCAGGCCGCUCGCCAUGCAGCUGUAAGCCGGGUUCAUGUGUCUCUACUGCCUUCAGAUGGGAGCAAGGCUCGAACCGUCAUCCUUAACACCAGCACUACAGAGCACACCUUCAGUUCAUUACUUCCUGGUCACAUGUACACGGUUGAUGCGUUGACUCAAAGUGGAAUCGGACCAGAUGAGUUUCCAUCCACCAGCCACUCAGCUGGACCCCUGCAGUUCUGGACGAGGCCACUUCCCCCACAAAACAUCUCCCUGUCACACGUGACCACUAACUCAGCACUGAUCACCUGGAGUCGCCACCCAAGAAACAUCCCAGAUGGCUUUGUGGUCAAUGUGACUAGGGGGUUGAAUACCAGGAGCCGCUUCCUGCCCAGUGGGAAAUUAGGAUCGUACACACUGCGUGAGCUGACGCCAGGACAGCACUACUAUGUGGCUCUGACAUCUGUCAUGAGCACAGGACAGGAGCAGAUCCACAGCAUACCUCAGCACUUGGCCUUCACCACUUUAUCACUUGAGGCCAGAUCAGGGAGGAGGGAGAGGCCAGCAGUGACAGCCCAGCAGGCUCAGUCUGGACAAACACUAACCCCGUCUCAACCUCAGGAUGGUGGAGGCACAUCAGAAACAGGGAACUCAGAGGAAUUACCCAGAUACACAGAACUAGUUGAUAGACGGGGAAAGAUAACAGCGAAGUUCACACAGCUUCCUCGAAAAGCCAUUCGACAUCGUACAAAACCUGAUCCACCAAUUAGAUUAGAGAGGAUGGAAGAAACAACAAACAAAAUCAGCCUUGCACUGGAGAUUCAAGAGGAAGGCUUAAGAACAAAGCCGGAGUUCCCCCAUCAGGACUGCCGCAGUCUGCCAUGUCAGAAUGGUGGUACAUGUGUGAAUGGAGGCGAUUCCUUUGUCUGUGACUGCACAGAUGGCUUCAAGGGAAGACAGUGCGAACUCUCAUGCCAGCGGCUGCCGCACCCGUGCACCCGCCUCUACUCAGAAACAAAGAGUGUGCCUGUGUGGGAGGAUGGUGUGUGCCAUUAUCUGUACAAACGGAUGUAUAAAGUGCAACAAGAUGUUUGCUAUCGGGAGGUCUGUGAGCCUGUGCUGCCCAAGAAGAAUCAGACAGUCAGAAGAACAAACAGACAACAAUAAAGAUCAUGUGGAUUAUGAUGAAAGGACUGUCAUCGCUGCCAUGUGAAAAA
Thalassophryne amazonica is the source of this 4778-nucleotide messenger RNA. It is a transcript of the gene sned1, whose product is annotated as sushi, nidogen and EGF-like domains 1. Gene Ontology annotation, biological process: Notch signaling pathway; cell-matrix adhesion. The transcript has 34 exons. NCBI's taxonomy places the organism in Eukaryota, Metazoa, Chordata, Actinopteri, Batrachoidiformes, Batrachoididae. Gene Ontology annotation, molecular function: Notch binding; calcium ion binding. The record is from RefSeq and is a predicted model, not a curated record. The coding region runs from base 391 to 4728 and encodes 1445 amino acids.